UGCUUCCCACGGACUCCUCGUAUAUAUAUACCCUCCAACACUCUCCCAAUACACUCUCAACCCGGCUAGCACUCUACAUACACCCAAGAUGAAGGUCGUAGCAUUGCUUCUGUGUGGCUUGGCCGUGGCGGCCGCCCAUCCCACUUGGGAGGAAUUCAAGACCAUCCAUAGCCGCAAGUAUGUUGACGCAGAGGAGGAACAGUACCGCAGGAGCGUGUUCGAACAUAACCUUCAGUACGUCAAAGAAUUCAACGAGAAGUAUGAGAGGGGCGAAGUUACCUUCAACCUGGCAAUGAACCAAUUUGGUGACAUGACAAAUGAAGAAUUCAACGCUGUGAUGAAGGGGUACAAAAAGGAGUCUCACCCAGAGCCUGACAGCGUGUUCACUCCCACAGGAAGGAUCCCAAGGGCAGCAACUGUGGACUGGCGUAACCAGGGAGCCGUGACUGGUGUCAAGGACCAGGGACAAUGUGGAUCAUGCUGGUCUUUCUCUGCGACUGGUUCCUUGGAGGGUCAGCACUACCUUAAGACCGGCAAGCUGAUCAGUCUCUCCGAGCAGCAGCUGGUCGACUGCGCCGGCGGUAUUUACUUCAACCAGGGAUGCAACGGUGGAUGGGUGAACCAGGCCUUCAAGUACAUCAAGGCCCAUGGUUCUGUCACUGAGGCUUCCUACCCUUACGAGGCUAUUGAUGAUGUCUGCCGUUUCGAUUCCAACGACGUCGUCGCCACAUUAACUGGUUAUGUGGCCAUUCCUGAAGGAGAUGAAGCCGCUCUGCUGGAAGCCUCUGCUAACAUUGGUCCCAUCUCAGUUGCCAUUGAUGCAUCACGACUUUCAUUCCAGCUUUAUAACAGCGGUGUCUACUAUGAGUCGAGGUGCUCGUCAACCACCCUGGACCACGCUGUGCUGGUAGUGGGCUAUGGAACUGAGAGCGGAGAGACCUACUGGCUCGUCAAGAACUCCUGGGGCACCGGCUGGGGCAUCAGCGGGUACAUUCAUAUGGCUCGUAACAGGAGCAACAACUGUGGUAUUGCCACUGAUGCCUCCUACCCAUUGGUGUAAUAAUCGUUGGACUCCUAACUGCCCGACUACGAGAGUGCUGGCCAGGUGAGGGUCUCACUGCAUCAGAGACCCAACGUUAUCACCAUGUAACUCACACCUUGAUACAUCUGUAUGGUUAUCGCACAAGGUGAUAGCCAAUAUUACAGGAAAUUAAAAUGAUUAAAAAUA
Messenger RNA from Procambarus clarkii (red swamp crayfish), 1228 nucleotides. RefSeq names its product digestive cysteine proteinase 1-like. The record is from RefSeq and is a predicted model, not a curated record. Gene Ontology annotation, cellular component: lysosome. Gene Ontology annotation, molecular function: cysteine-type endopeptidase activity. Lineage: Eukaryota; Metazoa; Arthropoda; Malacostraca; Decapoda; Cambaridae.